AUGUCUCCGCCAGCAGGAGCUCGUCUCGCGUACGUGAUUCUCUACGUGGAAGACAUCGACGCAGCAGUGAAAUUCUACAAGGACGUGUUCAUGUUCGAUGUGAGGCGCGUGGACAACAGCAGAAGAUGGGCUGAAUUAGAGUCUGGGUCAACAACGCUUGCGUUUACCCCGCUGGAGCAAAGGGAGACGAAGAUCACAGGUGGUGUGCAUGCUCCUGAGGAGGAGGAGCAGCGACAGAACGCCGAAUGUGAGGCAGCCAGCAGAGCAGCACCGAUUCCCGACCCAUCCUUCGACAGCUUCAUGCUCACAAACCCCGCCACCUCCUCGCCAAGCAGCUUCACGCCUCUUAGUCUACACAAGAUCACCCACAUGGUCGAACACCCCUCCUUGCACCACCCCCCCUGCCCUUCCCUCCCCGCAUCACUCCUUGUAAGCGGAAUGCGAAGCGGCCAGCAGAGCAGCGCCAAUCCCUGA
Molecule: messenger RNA, 474 nt
Organism: Closterium sp. Naga37s-1
Lineage: Eukaryota; Viridiplantae; Streptophyta; Zygnematophyceae; Desmidiales; Closteriaceae
Source: the annotation of a GenBank genome assembly